Messenger RNA from Triticum dicoccoides, 1585 nucleotides. Its product is annotated as serine/threonine-protein phosphatase PP1-like. Gene Ontology annotation, cellular component: cytoplasm; nucleus. Gene Ontology annotation, molecular function: protein serine/threonine phosphatase activity. The transcript has 3 exons. Lineage: Eukaryota; Viridiplantae; Streptophyta; Magnoliopsida; Poales; Poaceae. Bases 700 to 1431 code for a protein of 243 amino acids. The record is from RefSeq and is a predicted model, not a curated record.
GCCUGUCGCCGUAAGGGGCAGGCCGGCGGCGAGGAGGAGGAGCGCCACCGUUGCUGGCGGCGGCAGAAGGACCGUGGGUGCCGGCGUCCGGGCAUCGGCGGCGGCGGCGCCGGAGGCGGACUACAGCUCCAGCGUCUCGGUGUUCCCGGACGAGGCGUGCGACGAUCUUGGCGGCGAGUUCUGCGAGGCGCCCUACCAAACCACCAAGUAGCUACCCACUAGCAGCAGCAGUACAUCCAUCAAGUUGCACUUCUUCUUAGCAGGGGUCGAUCGAUGUACAUCAUGUGAAUAAUAAGCAAGAACAUGCUGCUACGCUGUCUGUACUGUUUUGCACAUAAACGAAAUGCAGUGAUCAAUUCGUUCGUCUUAAAUUCUUAUGAUCCCUCUGUUCCAAUGAACUUAAAUGAAAGAAAAAAUAAUUUACAACUAAACAACAUAAUUUUAUUUAUGGAAAACCGUUGAAAAAAAUUAAAGGUGAGAUAGUUGAGGCGGUUUUGAAGAAAAAACCGAUAAAAAAAUUCCUUACAAAAAGAAAGAAAAGAGAUAAUAAUCCCGGUCGAUCGAGUCCGUAUCCGAUCCCAACUACGAUCGGCCCGUCCAUCCUAUUCUACCUACAAAUACUCUGGCGAUCGAUCGAUCCUGCUUCCUGCCCAGCAAAUCAAUCAAGCAAAAGUGCAGAAUCAAACUAGAACGCGAUCGAUGCUCGAGACCAUCUGCCUCCUCCUCGCCUACAAGCUCAAGUACCCGGGCGCCUUCUUCCUCCGCGGCAACCACGAGUGCGCCGCCGUCAACAAGCAGUACGGCUUCUACUCCCAGUGCGCGUCCCGCGGCCCGCGCGUGAGCCACGCCGAGGGCACGUCCCGAGCAUACAAGCUCAGGUACCCGGAGAGGCUCUGGGAGGAACUCAACGCCGUCUUCGCCUGCCUCCCGCUGGCGGCGCUCGUCGGCCGCGAGGGCGGCGGGGAUGGUAAGGACAAGAAGAAGAUCCUGUGCGUGCACGGCGGGCUCUCGCCGGAGCUGGAGAGCCCGGACCAUAUCCGCGAGAUCAAGCGCCCGCUGGCCGACGUCCCCGACUCCGGGCUCGUGUGCGACCUGCUGUGGUCGGACCCCGCCGCGGACGGCGACAACUGGGGGUGGGGGGACCCGCGCAGGUGCACGUCCUUCACCUUCGGCGCCGACGUGGUGGAGGAGUUCUGCGAGAGGCACGGGCUGGCCAUGGUGUGCAGGGCGCACGAGAUGAAGGAGGGCGGGUAUGACCAAGAGUUCGCCGGCGGGAAGCUUGUGACCGUGUUCUCCGCGCCCAACUACUGCGGCAAGUGCGGCAACGACGGCGCCAUCAUGACGGUCGCCGGUGACCUCGCCUGCUCCUUCCGCGUCUUCCACCCUGAUACUGCCGCUACUCCUCCUCCGGCUCCUAUUUAUCUUCUUUAGUCCGGCAUACAUAAUUCAUGUUAGUUUCAGACGCCUUGUCAUGUAAUGUAAUCUCCAGCUCGUCGUGUCUUUGUUUUAUUAAGAGUGAAUUUCAGUUUUUGAAUGUAUUGCAGGUUUUUAUCCCAUUUAGCGAAAGUUUUACUAGAUUUAUCAC